Messenger RNA from Bursaphelenchus okinawaensis, 12734 nucleotides. The record is from the annotation of a GenBank genome assembly. NCBI's taxonomy places the organism in Eukaryota, Metazoa, Nematoda, Chromadorea, Rhabditida, Aphelenchoididae.
AUGGAUCAGCGGACGCUCAGUCCAGCUGCCUAUUUGCGAUGUGUGGCUAUUGGUAUUGGGUAGGUUGCUGUAAUUUUUAAAAAAUAUUGUCUUUUUAUUUAAAAAUUUAAAUUUUAUACCUUUUUUUGAAACUUGGAUCUAACAAAAUUAAUUUUUUUUGUAGCGGAAUGGGCUACUGGACCCAAAACUUUUGUCCAGCUGGAAUGGUAUUCGAGUUCUUAAGUCAACAAUGCAAGUAUCCGACGCCAGUUAAUGAACUCCAGAGUAACAGUAUUCAAAAAGGGCUACAGUUAAUGAAUAUUGGUAUGUUUUAACCUAAUGAAAUGAGUUUUUGAUGUAAAAUACUAUGAUAAAGAAAUUAAACUUAGGUUUCGUAUUUUACCAUACCUAACACAUCUUUUUACAAUUUUUAAAACACUCUUACUAUUACAUAAUUUUGCAAAAUUUUUAAAAGUAAUUAUAGUAUUAUGCGCAUAACUUGCAAAAAAUUAAUUUUUCAGCAAUUCUUAACGGUUCUUGUACCCAUGGUGAACAAUGUAUUGGCGGUACAGUAUGUGAUCCUAUUCAAGGACGUUGUCUAUGUCCUUAUGGAACUGUAGCCAACCUUGAGACAUUAUCAUGUACAGCUACACCUGCCCUUGGACCUGCGCCAAAAACGUCGCCACCAGGUAUCAUUUAGCCAAUUUCUAGGCUGCCGAUAGGUAUCAUAAAACAGUAUUAUUUCGUUAACAAGAUCUUUUAAAAAUAUAUUUUAUAUUUUCUGUAGUAUAUUUCGAUUUUUGUUAAAAAUAUUUUUCUUUACAAAUCGUUUUAUGUUCAGGUGAAUCUUGUGCCAAUGGCGAGCAAUGUUCUGGAGGGUCAAUUUGCGUCACCUCACUUUGGAAAUGUCUAUGUCCUCAGGAAUUGGAAAACAUUAACGGACAAUGUGUGCAGCCGGCUUACAACAGUCUCAAAGGUAAGAAGAACAAUUUAGAAACAAUACAUUAUUGUCUCGUUUUUUACUUUCCGUUACCUAUACCUAUUAUCAAGCCCAAUACUUAUUCUUUAAUUAUUAUUAGCCAAUACUUACUCUUCAAUUCCAAAGAAUCCUAAAAUCAUUACCUAAUUUAAAAAAAAAUUUCCUAUAACCAGCUUAAACCCCAACUAUCAGCAAUUUAACCCUAGCUAUCGCCCCAUUUCAGUAGCGCUUCACGGUGCCUGCACUGUAUCAGCUCAAUGCCCAGAUGGCAGUUCCUGUGUGAACAGUCAAUGUCUCUGUGUAGCACCAUACGUUGAAGCUGGUGGAGCAUGUGUUGAAAUGCAGAAGACGCCAAAAACCGCAGGUCCUGGAGAACUGUGUAAUCACGGUGAAGCCUGUCAACGUGGAUCAGUCUGUGAUUCCAAAAUACCUGUUUGUGUUUGUCCUCCAGGAACAGACUUGGAGAACGGAGAGUGUGUUCAGGUUAGAACGACAUUAGCUGCUUUGAACACUUUCUACAGUAAGCCAACAAAGAGUAAGUUUUUGGCAUAAGUAUUGCUUCUGCUUGUUAACAAAGUGUUUCAAUCUUAAAAUCAAUCCAACAUUUUCUUGCUUAUCUUCUUUUCAAAAUCAUAUAACAAACGUUAGCAUUGUUUUAACAUUAUAAAGUUAUCUUUCCUUGUUUUAGGUAUUGAAUCCCAAAAAUCUUACGGAAAGUACGGUCCACAAACGCCAGCCUACCCUAAUCAACAAUACAUCAACACUCCAUCACAAGUCAUAUACCCACAGCCAGCUACAAUGAUGCCACAAACCAUGCCCAACACCCUACCCACACAGCCCACUCCACCUCGAGCUGCGCCCGUUUCAACUCGACCCACAAAUCCUUUCAAGAUUACAUCCAACAACAAGGUAGCAGUCGGUCAGCCAUGUACUUUGAAUGCUGACUGUACUACUGAUGCCUACUGUAACGGCAAUACCACCCCUCCAACAUGUCAAUGUCUAUCCACUCAUGUUGAAGUCAACAACAAAUGUGAGAAAAGUAAGUUUGAGAUACUGUAGUAUGAUCUUGAGUAUAGUACUGUACCCAGGCCAAACCGGCUGCACUGUUGACAAACAAUGUCAAGCAGCCUUCCCCGGAACACGCUGCCAAAAUCAGCAAUGUGUGUGCCCACAGGGUCUAAUCGCUAAAGAACAGACUUGUGUCGUAGGUAGGUAUAGUGAGAACCUAUAUAACACAUUGUGUGAUACCUUAUACAUUGUGAUAAGCUGCAUGACUUAUAUCAUGUUUUCUGUAAAUCGAAAACAUAUAUAAAGCUUCAUGCAGUUUUAACAUAAUCAGUGAGUGUGACGUGAACAGUGUGACAAACCCUAUUAAAACCCCUCCUCCUACCUCCGAUUUAAUAUCAAUAACAAUAUUAACAUACCCACUAACAACUUCCCCUUGCAGUGAAAACCCUUCCAGGCCAGCCAUGUGAUUCAACCUCAAAACAAAACGAUUGUAUCAAAGGUGCAGAGUGCAUCGACUCCCAAUGCGAAUGCAUUUCCCCUCUUUUGCAUUGGAAGAAGAAAUGUGUCCAUCGUGACGACAUCAGACUUCAUCCUCACGAAUCCAUGGCUUGUAUAGAACAAUUAGACUGUCCUACUGGCUUCAUUUGUGUUCACGGUGCUUGUGAAUGCUCGAUUGGAUCCAAGUUUCAAAACGGAAGAUGUUUGAAAGACUCGUUGAUCGCUAUGCAAUAUGAACCUGAAGUCACCACGGUUGUGGUUAACAGCCAAGGAAAUCACAAAGUGAAUAUGGACAAAAACGACAUAAAUAAUGAAAACGGUAUUCCAACUAUAAAAAAUAAUAUCUUGACAACUGAAUUACAUAUGAACAACAACAUCAGUGACCCAACAGACAAUGGUAUCGAUGGAGAAGAGACAAGUGAUCUAACAAACUCCAUGGACUCGUUAUUGUUAUCAAAACAAGCUGCCGAAAGCUUGGAAAAGAUCUUCAAUGUACUAAUAAAGAUGAAACUAGAUUCAACAGACUUCAACACUGACAAUUCUACGGGUUCAACCAAUGAUCCGAGCAACUACCACCCAGAGAACUUCAACACACCAAUAAAAGCUCAAUAUACACCACCUUUGAACAACAAUAUCUUUAAGGAAAGUUUUAGCAAAGACAAAAUAACAAAAUUAGAAGUUCAUAAAAACUCACAACCAUCAAUAAAAACAAAAAGUUUGGCAAAUUCUUCAUCGAAUCAAAAUGUAACAACCAAAAACAUCAAGGAUAACAUGAAUAACUCACCAGAUUUGUCAAAGCUUUGGCUUCAAGACGAUUCCAACGAAAAAUACAAAGAAUUCUCACUGAAUCCAAGGAAGAUUGACUUUUCAAGAAAGAAAAGAUCAAGUACGGGCGCCAAGAUUGUUGGAGAACCAUGUUUGGAAGGAGACAUCUGUCUUAAUGGAACCUCUUGCAUCAACGGUACUUGUUCUUGUCCAGCUGAAUAUGAAAUGAAAGUAAGGUUAAAGUCUUUAUUAAUAACAUUAAAUUAAAAACUAUAUUUUUUAUGAAAAAGGUAUCAACGAAUAAUUGUAAAAGUUCGUCCAGAAAACCUGUCAUCUUUUAAAGAUAUCGAAGUGUCAAUAUUAACUUUUUGGUUUCCGAACAUUUUUCUGUCUUCACAACGAAAUUAGUCAAAAUUUAUUGUUUACGACUUGUAUAAGGCAAUAUAAAGUUUAGACAAAUUAAAAAAGUUAUAUUAAUGAUAUUAUUAAGAUUAAAUAUUAAAAUUAUUAAUUUCAAUUUUUUUCCAGAGCGGAAAAUGUCGCAGAAUCGCGAAGAUUGUGGACCUAAAUCAACGUUGUGAUCCCGCCGUUGAUGAAUGUCGUAAUGGAGCAGCUUGUCGCCGUGGAAUCUGUGCUUGUGUAGACGGAGCUCUGGAACAAAACCAACAAUGUCGUCAAAGAGUUGGAGGAUCGUGUGUUCAUGGAGAACAAUGUACGGCGGGUGCUGAAUGUGAUAGCACCAAGAAGAAGUGUGAAUGUCCUCGAGGAUUCACAGAAGAGAAACGAAAGUGUAUCAGACAGUUAGCUAGUGUUGGAGAGAGCUGUGAAGAUGGAGAACUUUGCACUGGAAGUUUGUGCAAAAACGGAAAAUGCGAAUGUGCAUCAGAAGAUUACGAAAUUAUGGAUGGGAAAUGUGUGAGAGUGCGGUUGGUUUCGACUAAUAUGGAGAAUACAAUACAUCAUAGUCCGCCUAAAACUACAAAGAUCCCAAUGACAACGACGCAAAAGGCAAAAGUGAAGAAUAAACCUAAAACAAUUUCGAAGAAGAUAGAGAAACCGACCAAAAAUAAGGGAAAGAAGAUGAGCAGCUUGCCGAUACCUCCUCCAAUGUUAGCUACUGCAAAACCUGGCCAAAUGUGUGCUGAUGGAGAGGCUUGUAUUGGGGGUUCUAUUUGCAAGGAUGGGAUUUGUAGCUGCUCGGAUGAAGAGAUUAUCAUCGACGACAAGUGUGUGAGCAGUGAUGGAGAGGCUUUACAGGUGAGUGUUGAGGAAGGUCUUGGAUUUAUUUAUUAGAAUUAAGUUUUAUUAAAUUAAAGGUAACUUUUACACAAGAUCUUGUUAUUAGUUGUUUAAAUUUUAAUAUAUUUGUGUUUUAUGUGAUUUAAUUUUAGGCAAUUGAACGAAUAACAAAGUCAGCGCCAGGUCAACUCUGCACUGAUGACACGAUUUGUACGGGCAAUUCCAUCUGCAUAGCUAAUGUUUGUGUUUGUCCUGAAGGCGCGACAUUAUUCCAAAAAGAAUGUCUGAAACGUGGUCGAAACUCCGACCUCAGCACAUUGAAGUCCCAAUCAACCUUGUUCAACGUGAAUGCGCUUGAUGCAAUCGAUAGUGCAGUGAAAACUGUGGUACCCGGUGCAAUGUGCAAGCUGUCACUCGAAUGUCCGUAUCGUACUGAAUGUAUCCGAGGAGUUUGUCGCUGUCAACGAGGAGAGACCAUCGUGAACGGGAUGUGUCGGAAGGCGAUUCAUGAAGUACCACCUGGAGGCCGCUGCGACGCUCAGAAAGGACUGGAUUGUGUGGGGGAAUCGCACUGUUUCUACGGUAUCUGUGUGUGUUUAUAUGGACUGGUUACCACGGCUCACGAAUGCGCGUCUUCUGAAGUUCUGAAGGUCGCGGAUCCUGGAGAAUCUUGCGAGCUGAGUCAACAAUGUGGUGGAGGGUCGGAGUGCAUAAGUGGAAUAUGCGAAUGUCCUAAGGAUAAGGUAUUGGAUCAGGAGAAGUCACAAUGUCUGUCCAAACCUUUGAAGGGAUUCUUUUCUUACCCAGACUCGAAAUCAGAUGGAGAGAAGCCAGACAACUUGAUCUACGGUAACCCAGAUGACAUUCCACAGAGCAGAUUCAAUCAGAUCUUGUCAGCCAAACAGAUGAGCAUCAAUGUGGUUGAUCUAGAGACAUUGAAGGCCUUGAUUGGAGGUCAGUUCACCAAGUUGGCCGGAGCCGGCGAGAAAUGUGACGAUACUUAUUGUACUAGUGGCGCCAGAUGUGUUAGAGGACUGUGUCAAUGUCCAGAUGGAUAUCAAGAUGAGAACGGUUACUGCCAGCCGGCUGAUCAAAACUCUGGUAACCAAGGAACUGGCUCUAAUAUUGGUCAACCUAAUGAAGAAUACAGUAAUCAACAAGAGAUACAAAGUAAUACGGUAGAUCAACAGCAACCCUACACUCAAGAAGCCCUGUACCAACAGUACCAGCAACAACAACAACUUCAGAACAUGUUGUACCAACAACAAUUGUAUGGCCAAGCUCCAAUGUAUAUACCUGGUAAUGGCUACGGUAGUGGUAUGUUUCCAGCACUUCCAGGAGCCUACUGCAGCCCAAACACUUAUUGUUAUGGAGGGUCGAGUUGUAAUAAUGGUAUUUGCAUGUGCAGGCCAGGUUAUCGACCGAUUAAUGGAGCUUGUCAAGUUCAGAGAGUGGCUUUGGGAGAUCAGUGUGCUGUAAAUGAACAAUGUGUUACUAAUGGCAUAUGUCAAGAUGGAGUAGGUUUAUAUUUAAGAUUUUUGUUUAAGGAAACAUUUUUUUAUAACAUGAUUACUUUAAAGUAAUAUUCAUAGUUAAAAUAUUAAAGGUGUAAGGCAAUAAUCCGAAUAACUAUUAUAUUGUUUUAGAUAUGUUCUUGUGGUCGUGGAGUCCACUUCCAUCACAGACAUCGCUGUCCAGAACGAGUAACAGCUCGACCAGGUGAAGAAUGUAACAACAACCAAGUCUGCUCCUUCAACUCUGUCUGUAGCACUACAAGUGGAGUAUGUGAAUGUCCAGUAGGCCUAGAGACGUCAGUAGUCCAAGGUUCUGGAGAAUGUGUGACAACAGCUCGUCCUCGUGGCACAAUCUGCAUGGCUUCAUCUCAAUGUCACAAGAACAGUUAUUGCGAUAACGGCUUCUGUAUGUGUAAAGCCGGCUUUGUAGUUGGCCCAGAUGGCAUUUGUCUACCUCAACCUAAGGCUGUAGUUGAAGAUGUGAACAACUACAUGAGUCCAGAAUACCCUCCAUCUGCUCCAGCUAUCAACUUCCAUCCGAAGACAAUAGAAGCCAUGUAUUCAAGGAAAAAGCUUGUAGCGCCUCCAGAAAUGUCUUCAGAGAAACGACUUCAUCUCGUGAUGACAUCGGCUCCAGGCGAGUUCUGUGCCACCACCAAGCUAUGUUCAGGUAAUGCUGUUUGUGUUCAUGGCUAUUGUAAAUGCCCUGAGGGAAUGAAAGUGAAAGGAAGAAGAUGCGUGGCUAAGGUGAUGAGGAGGGACCUGAGAAGAAGUCCGUACAAAAUGAAUCCCAUGGAGAUAGCAUUGAGAUUGGCAUUGAAUGAUAGUGAUGUUAUCAAGGAGAUCAAUAACAAGCAGCAAGGAGUAGACAGCCAUAAGAACGAUGAAAAAUUGAAUUUUGAAGAUUUUCACAAUGGGAAUCACGCUUUUGAAAACAUGAAAAAUUAUGAAAAAGAGGCUUCUGAAGUCAUGAAGAAUCUAAAACAAGAUUAUGAAGCCAACAACCAUGCAAAACAGGAUUUUGAAGGUUUGCAACAUGAACGACAAGCUUCUGAAUACCAAAAAAAUUUACAUCACAAUAACACUGGAUUAGGACAGCCUCAAAUAAUGCAUUCCCCACCCAAGAAAUUUCAAAAACAUGAAGCUGAGCUAGUCCAGCCAUUUUCCCGCUGCGACCUCAAGAAGCAGUGUGUUGAAGGUGCGACCUGCGUAUCCAUAACAUCGAUCGGCAAAGUCUGUAUUUGCGACAAAAACCGCAUCUUCUUCAUGGGAAUCUGCAUCAAGAAACGCGACGAUAUUCUAGUAGCUCAGAUCGGAGAACGCUGUAACAUCCAGCACAUUUGUGAGAACGGCUCCGAAUGUGUUCGUGGAAUAUGCAAAUGUCCACCAGAUCGUCGCGAGAAAGCAGGAUUCUGUCUUCGUGAAGCCAAGCCUGGCGAAAGUUGUCAGCACGACGAGUUCUGUGCUCCGAACUCAGUUUGUCGUACUGAAGUCGGGGCUUGUGUAUGUCCUGUGGGAUCGUCGGCUACAGACGCCGGCUGUACUCGCAACUCAAAGACACCGUACCCAAAUACGAAGGAGAUCAAGAAUGCUCAACCGGGUCAGUUAUGCGACACCAACCUCAAGUGUACCAACGGCUCCAGAUGCACCGGUUUUGGAUUCUGCGAAUGUCCUCAGAACUAUGCACUAGUUCAUAGUAUGUGCAUAGAAGCCGAGAAGGUACGAAAACCCGGAGAACAGUGUAGCGCGGAAUCUACAAUCUGCACCGAGAAUUCAUGGUGCAAAGACGGAUGGUGCAGAUGUCUGAAUAAACAACAUCCACACGAUGGAAAGUGUGGCUUCACCUAUCUGGAUGUUAAUGUAGCCAAGCCCAGUCUAUACCAUCCUCCAUUGACAGGGAAUUACCUGAGUCAUCUACCUAAACAUGAAAAUGGUGAUGAAUACACUCCGAAUAAGAAUCCGGUUCCAGUAGUUAUUAAUGUAGUUAGUAAUGGUCCUUUUGGAGAUGAACCAGGGAAAGAGGAGGUGAAUGUGAAUAAAAAUGACAAUAUCAAUUCGAAUAUGAAAGGAAAUAUGAAUGAAAGUGCCACAAUUGAUGCGUUUUACAGAGUAAACCAAGAUUUUAAUAUGAAAAAUGGGAAGAACAACAAGGUGAACGGUCGAAACAAUAACAUACCACAACAUUACAGCCAGUUAUCUCCUCAAAAUCAUCCAGAGAACAAAGAAAACGGGUUUUAUUGGCCAAAUCAACAACAAAACCUUAUCAAUAAGCUACCCAGAAAUCAGAAGAUGGAUCAUAAUUAUAACACAGAAGCUGUAGAAACAAAAGAUCAAAGUAGAGGCCAGAAUCUGACUUCAGAAGUGUCAAAAAACGAAGAAUUUCAAAUGAAUGAGGAAGAACUGUCUCAAAGCGACAAUUUUUCGAUUUUUGAACCAAUUUUAGACUCUGCUGAUCCUAUAUCCCCCUUGAAUUCGGUUAACAACUUCGACCCUCAUAACCCAGUAUUAAUACCUCAUUUCGUACCUACUACAAUAAGACCAAGAGCUAUGAACCGAAGAGUACCAUUGAAACAAAGUUUGGAUCAAAAGGCACCAAUGGAUCAUGAUGUUGGCCAAAAAGUACCAUUAGCACCAUUAAUCAGCCCGUUUAAUUAUGGUAACGGGAUUCUGAAUCCAUUUGUAUCAUUACCUCAACCUGUACCGCUAGAUUCAAUACCUAGUGUGGAGCCAUUCAAUAUGGGACUACCACUGAACCAAAACCAACCAUUUGGAAUGCCAAGACCAAUACCACUGAACCCGAAGGUAUAUCCAUUUCAUUCAAAUUUAAACUCCAAACCGACCAAAAUGCCACUGCCAUUCCCCGGAAACGACCAUAUCAAAGUGUUCAAACUGCGACACAAGUGCUCCACUAGUACCGACUGUCCGAUUGGGUCGUACUGUCAAUACUCAAGAUGUUUCUGCGAUAAUCUACCACUACGGAACACCACACGAGUGACAGCUGGUACUUGUAGGACAUCUCAAGAUUGUAUCGAACCUUUGAACUGUGUUGGUGGUAUGUGCAUUUGUGUACCAGCUGCUACAGCUUCGUCCGCGAAUGCUACUACUACAGCCAAAAACGACAUAAAAGUGACAAAGCCAAAGAAGACCGACUACAGUUUGGAGCCAAAACGACCCACAACUGGUCGAAUCGCCAAGAAAUUACAAACCACAAGUGUACCAGAAGCACCACUAACAGUCGACGAGGAAAUUGAGGAAGAAAUGGAAGAGUACGAAGACUUCAGUGAGGAGGAACGGGUCACAGAAUCUCCGAAAAGACACGCCAAGACUACCACGCCCAUAUUACCACCAGCUUAUGUAAAGUGCAAUCAGACGGUACUAUGUGCACUAGAUGCGGAAUGUCGUCGAGGCAGAUGUGUAUGCAUAGAUCCUAUGAAGCGACUGACGAUUCGCGAAAAGAAGCCGGUCUGUGAAUAUCUGAGAGAGAAAUUCCCCACCACCACCCCCGACCCGAUCGAAGAAGUCGUGACCCGCCCACCCAUGCCCGGAGAAAUAGGAUGGAAGUGUGAGUUCAGUGCACAGUGCAAUCGAAGACUGACUUGUGUGCAAGGAGUCUGCACUUGUGUUUCGGCGGUCGAUAACCCUUGUGGGCACGACUUCAAGGGACGAAUCGGGGGUACCACUGCCGCUGUACCAACGGUACAAUCUGGAGUGGAAAAAAAGUAUUUGAAAAGACCGAAACGAGGUAAAGUAGGGCUGUAAAUGGAGGUUGUGGACUUGUUUUGCACUGGAAAAAGGGUUGAGUACCAAAGAUUAAGGGCAUGGUAAAGCUUGAUAUUUUUAUUUGAAGUUGCUGUUAACAACCUUAACAACGCUUUUUACUCUCUUCUCACAUACUAAGUACUGUAACACUACUAAACUUAAUAACCAUACCACUAACCUCCAUCAAAAUCCUAACCUCAACUCAAAAUUCCAGAAAAAAUGACAGAAAUCCCCCCAGGCGGUAGUUGUGCCGCUGGUGAGAAGUGUGUUGGAGGGUCAGUCUGUCAUCGUGGCUGGUGUGUAUGUCCCGACCCAUUGAUGGUGAUCUACGGAGGAGAGUGUAGAAAGCCCACCUAUCAACAAGUCUCUGCGUAUAAUAAACCUCCAAGCAGCUCAGCUACAGUACCUACUACUGUACCCACCCAAUCUACCCCUCCGCCUACUGUAACACAACCCGUUCAACAACAAGUUUACGGUAGCUUGGCUGCAAAACCAGUACCACAAGUGAACAAUGCUAACUUGAUUCCUCAAAGCAGUGGCAAUCUACUACAGCCUAGGACAAUAUUGCCCGGGAAGCAGUGUGGUAUGUUUUACAAUUAUAGUAAACUUGCGUAGCACUGUAUUGCUAUACCUUUUUAAACCUACAGAAGAUAUGAAAAAUAGUUAGAAAUUUAAAAAUUUGAAUUUUAAAAUAACAUGGCAACAAUUCAGGUCCACUAGACAAAUGUACUGGAGGAUCAGUGUGUAUCAGUGGCUACUGUCUGUGUCCAUCUGGAAUGGCUCCAGACAACAAAGGGAUCUGCAAACCCAGAUCAGAAUUGAACCAAAAACCAAUUUUGGCAGAAGUACAACACCAAAGUGAGUAUAUUAACAUUGACAACAAACCGAUUUUAGGGCGUGAAGUCGGUGAAGGGAAAAUCUUUGAGUUUUGACUAUUAUAAUAUAAUAAUAUGUCACUUGUUAAUCAAAAAGCGGCACAAUAUGCACAAGGUUUAACGCUGACUAUUUUAGUGUUAUACUACUAGUCAAGAUUUCUUUAGUUAUUCACAAAAUCACUACUUUUUCUAACAAUUUUAUGUUAUAAUUGAACGCAUUAUUGUGUUAUACCUAACAACUAACCGUAACCGUCACGCUGAUGCCCUCUAAAUCGUCCACUAUCACUUAAAUUAACAAGCCAUGCCUUAACAAGCCUUAACCAAGCCAUGCUCUAACCCACUUUGCUUUAGUUCAUUCCCUGCUUUAGGUAAUAGCUUUUACCCCUCCGCCCCUGCCUAUCCCCUCAGGCCGAUCCCGCUAGCUUAUUCUCAGCACGACGAAUGCACUCAAAUUGGUUUGCACUGCAAAGGCGGUACCAUCUGCAUCAACCGAUCAUGUCAAUGUCCCAUGGACAAGGUACUCAUGAACGACGAAUGUGUACCAUUACCACCCAAGGCAUCGCUCGACGAAUGUCGCUACUUUCAUUCGCUUCGCUCCGGCAAAUCAACGCCGGCUUCUCACGCUUUACUAAACUCGCCUUUCUGCCGAAAGCUGGCAUAUUCGAGAUGGCCGAGGAAGGCGAACAAGAUAUACAAAAGUACUUAUGACAUGAUUUCAGAACUGGUCUAUGCACGGCCAACCGAGAGCUGCGAGGGUGGACAGGUUUGCACGGGAGGCGCGGUUUGUCAGGACAAAAAGGUAUGGAUUACAUAAGAUAUAUUGAAGAAAAUGGGAAAAAUAAAAGUUGCACCGCUUCUUCUUUGAAGGUAUCCCUAUCUCUUUACGGAUAAGUGUUUUGGGCUGUAUAGUCAUUUUCAAAACUGUUUUGUACAAAAUGUCAGAAGAAUUGAACGUAACGUUUUAGUCAAAUCCUUACAUUAAAAAUAUUUCAGAGAUGCAUGUGUCCGCCUGACAAGCCUAUAAUCCGUAACUUUAUCUGUAUUCGUCACCCGAAUUCACCUCCAGAAGUCCCUAAUUGGGCCUGUAAUGACAGCAAGAAGUGUCCAGAGAACUCAAGGUAAUAUACUUUGUUAAAAUAAUUCUGUGCUCUCAAGGCAAAUUUUUGGGGUUAGCAGGCACAGAAUUAUUUGAACAACCUAGUAAUCAAAAAGUAGUUUAACACAAAGAUACCUAAGUAAAGUUCAGUAGAACUCCUAUAUAACUAAUUGGCGGAGUUCUACGGUGUUUCUUCCUCACUAUCAAGUAGAUAAUCUUCUUUAUCAUAGUAUAAUAUAAUCUCAGAUGAUCUACUUUAACAUAGUAUAAUAUGAAAAUUUUAAAAUUUAGCUGUGAUGGUAAAGACUGUAAAUGUAACGAUGGCUACGUAAAAAGUGGAGAUAAAUGUGUCAUGAUGCCCAGAGACAAAAAUGGUGCCCAUGUUGGCUUACCUCCUGGUAAGUGUAAAGAUAACAAGGUGUUUAACAUAAAUUAUCAUCAAGUAUAAUGUUUAAAUCCGCCUUUUUAAUAUACGGCAUACUGCUUGUUCAAGAAGCAAGGUUAGAAAUACUGCUUAUAUAAAAACACUUUUCAAAACAUACCAUGGUAUUUAUAUGUGACUAAAAGCAAGGGUUAACGAACUGCUUUGUCAAAUCUGCUUUAAUAACACAGCUUGACAAACAAAUUUAGCCAAAACUCAACCAACCCAAACAGUAGCAGCUAGUCCGCCAGUUUCUAACGUCCUGACGCCUUCUGAAGUCCUAAAAAUCCAACAAGCGCGCCUACAACAAUACGCGAUGGAACAACAGUCUUCUCCAUCUAAUGUUGUAAGGCUGCAACCCCGAGCCGUACCUCGAAUAUCCGGACCUCGGCUGCAACGGCCAAAGCCCGAAGCCAAAACUAAGAAGGAGCUAGGCUCGGAAAACGCUGUAGCCAACUGUCCGCCUGGCGUAGCCCCGCUAUACGACGACGACAGUGGUCGGCUUCGUAUCUGUAAUGGGAUGGAGCCACACUGCCCACCCAAGUCGUAUUGCUACGUGACUGGAAUGGCUUCGGCUGACUAUAACUGUUGCCGCGUCUAA